CACUUCUGUGUCCAGGAAUGACCAUAUUUGGAAUCCCGCUGUCUCUGUCACUUUCUGGAGUAGCCGCAGUGAAAGUGUGAGAGAAAUUUAUUUGUUAUUUUACACUAAAAAUAACCAACUUUAUUGAUCUUGCAAAUGAUCUACACCGGUGAUAUUAAGUCUUUAUAAAUCCAAACUAUGUUGUAAUUGUUCUGAAAAGUAACUUUCUAAUACUGCAUGAGUUCCUAUCCCUACAAUGUGUACAAGCAAAACGAUACUAGAAUUCAACACAACUAAUCAAUCGCGCCCACAAACCAUGGCCUUUCUACAUUCCUUCUAAAGCACAACCACUCUUCGAAAAGAUGGUACCCUAUCACUUGUGUAUCUUCUCUCCUUUACACAUUGUUGUCUAUCUACAGCAACGCCCCAAGUCUACUUACUACAAUAAUUUCCAAGAUUUAUCUGCCACUUAUCAAUUCCUAAACUUUGUACACCCUGGUGUUGAUGAGGAAAUCUGAGUGCAUGGUUUUCGGAAACUAUUCAUGGAACCGAAGAGCGAAAAAGAGAGCGAGCGAGAGAAAGGCACCGUUGCCUGGCCCACUACGCCCCACACGAACUCUGCUCGUCCUGCCUGAUCCAGUUUCCUGUCUGUUUCCGAAGCUACUCCACAUCUUCAAUGGGGCACCGGCAUCUCCAUCUCUGGGUCACUCACAACUGCGAGAUCAGUAUUGGAAACUCCCAACGCCCAAAACUUGGCGAUGGCGCCUCUCGUCAAGCAGUCAAGCCAUGACGGCCUGCCCAAUCUCCCUCUUCUGUCGCAGCGAGUGUUGGUGGAGCUGCAACACGGAAUUGAGCAGCACCUCCAGGGAGCGGAGACGUGGGUGAAGCAGGUGGGGGAUGGCAUUGUGGGGAAGAACCCCGUUCUGAAGAGAAUGCUGCUGCAGGUGGAGGAAUUGAAGGUGGGCGUGGGAUUGAAUCGGGCUGCGUCGUCGAAGCAUGUCGCGUGGAGGUCUCGUAACUUCGCAGCUAUAGUUCCCGGGGACUCUGUUGCGGAGGUUCUGAUCUCGAGCUCUGUGCUCAAUUUCUUGAACCUGUAUAACACUGUGUUGAUUGCGCGGCUGGUGUUGACGUGGUUUCCGAACGCUCCUGAGGCCAUCGUGAACCCGCUUAGCACGAUUUGUGACCCUUACUUGAACGUCUUCCGGGGUAUUAUUCCGCCUCUGGGCACAAUCGACCUGUCGCCCAUUCUUGCAUUCACGGUUCUCGAUGUGUUCACCAGCACCGCGCAGGCACUUCCUUGUGAGCUAGACCACAAGCCGCAGCAGAAGCUGGGGUGGAGGCAAUUGGUGCAGCGCAGGAAAGGUUUGAAGGGGCCUGGUUCGAAGUUUGCUCAAUCCCCAUAGCGCUAUUGCGCAUUUGCAGGGUAGAGAUUUGUUUCCAGGACAAUUGAGUGAAGUUGUACCGAGAUUGCACAUGGGAGUUCCUUUGUUUCUGCAGCUUGUCUCUUGUAGCGCAGCAUAUUUGACAUAAUUUUUGUGACAUUGAUUAAGAUUCUCCUUCACAAUAUUCUUUGCGCCUCUCAUUUGGCAGUGGCAAUCUAAGAUUUGCUUAGACUUGUCAUUUGACAUUUGUAUUGUUUUCUCUAUACACUAUUGUUUGUAAUGGAUACAAAUUGUCAUCA
Molecule: messenger RNA, 1660 nt
Organism: Physcomitrium patens
Lineage: Eukaryota; Viridiplantae; Streptophyta; Bryopsida; Funariales; Funariaceae
Source: RefSeq, a predicted model, not a curated record